Medicago truncatula (barrel medic) is the source of this 1812-nucleotide messenger RNA. RefSeq lists its product as uncharacterized. The record is from RefSeq and is a predicted model, not a curated record. Bases 1 to 1812 code for a protein of 603 amino acids. The transcript has 5 exons. NCBI's taxonomy places the organism in Eukaryota, Viridiplantae, Streptophyta, Magnoliopsida, Fabales, Fabaceae.
AUGGAGGUGGAAGAUUUGAAUGUGUUGGGUAGAAGGUUUUCUUGGUACCAUCCGAACGGAAGAUCUAUGAGUCGUAUUGAUAGGGUUCUUAUUUCUGAAGAAUGGGGUCUUUUAUGGGGAGAUUCCUCGCUUUGGGUGCUCCCUAGAGAUGUUUCGGAUCAUUGUCCGCUUAUUUUGCAACAUGGAGGUUGGGAUUGGGGUCCGCGUCCUUUCCGAUUUAAUAAUUUUUGGUUGGAAAAUCGGGCCUUCAAAGGGGUGGUGGAGGAGGCUUGGAGGGAUCAUCCAUUUAAUGGGUGGAUGAGUAUUGUGCUUAAGGAAAAGCUUAAAAGGUUGAAAUUUAUUAUUAAGGAGUGGCAUAAAGGUGAAUAUGGUGAUAUGGAGACUAAAAAUGAGAAGUUGGUCGAAGAUAUUAGUGUGUUUGAUGUUAGAGGGGAGGAGGUAGGUUUGAAUGGGGAAGAGAUUCAACAUCGUAAAGCUUUGUUUGGGGAUUUAUGGAGAAUUUUAAAGGCAAAGGAUGCUAAUAUGGUGCAAAGGGCAAGAUCAAGAUGGAUUAAGAAUGGUGAUGCAAAUUCAAAUUAUUUUCAUAAGUGUGUGAAGUUGAGACAUAGUCGGAAUGCUAUCAAGGCUUUAAGGUUGGGAGAGGAGUGCGUGCAAUCCCCAACGGAUGAUAAUGUUAGUUUGGUGGCCCCUUUUUCGCUUGAGGAGAUCGAAGGGGAUUUGGAGAGUUGUGAUGGGGAUAAGAGUCUGGGCCCGGAUGGUUUCAACUUUGCUUUUGUGAAAAAGUUUUGGUAUUUGAUUAAGGGAGAGGUGCGGAUUAUGUUCGACCAAUUUGAUGGGAAGGAGAUGCUUCCUAGAGGUUGUCUUUAUAAACUUUUGGCGAAGGUUCUCGCUACGAGUUUGGCAAAGGUUAUGAAUCCUAUUAAUGAAAUUGUUAAUUUUGCGAGGAAGUCUAAGUUGGAAUGUUUGAUUCUUAAGGUGGAUUUCGAGAAGGCUUAUGAUUCGGAGGAUGGUAAGGUAUAUUCUCAUCUUCAAUAUGCCGAUGAUACUAUUUGCGUGGGGAAAGUCAUGGUGGAGAAUUUGUGGACUUUGAAAGCUUUGCUAAGAGGCUUUGAGAUGGCAUCCGGAUUGAAGUACUUGGGUUUGCCGGUAGGUGGGAACCCGGGUAGAAUUGUGAUGUGGGAUCCUUUAUUAGAUCAAUUUUCUAAGAGGUUGUGCUCUUGGGGGAACAAAUAUCUUAUUUUUGGAGGUCGUAUUGUCCUCCUAAAUUCCGUUUUGAAUGCAAUUCCGAUUUUUUACCUAUCUUUUUUAAAAAUGCCGGUGAGUGUAGCGAAAAAGGUAGUUAAAAUUCAAUGGGAAUUUCUUUGGGGAGGUACGAAGGGAGGGAGGAAGACUAAUUGGGUUAGUUGGAAGGUGGUGUGUUGUCCAAAGGAAUAUGGUGGCCUUGGACUUAGAGAUGUUAGUCUCACAAAUUUGUGUCUUCUGGGAAAGUGGAAAUGGCGGUUAUUGCUAGGUGACAAUGCUCUUUGGAAGGAGGUGCUAGUGGAGAGGUACAGUAAUAUAGUGGAAGAAAUCUUGGAGGGUGGUGUUAGUAGGUGGCUGAGUAAUGCCUCAAGGUGGUGGAAGGACUUAGUUUCACUAGCCAAAGGCGAAGAGGUAGAUUGGUUUAAUGAGGAGGUGGUGAGAAGUGUUGGUAAGGGGGUCACGACGAGCUUUUGGAGGGUGGCAUAUGGAGAGGGGAUGUGCCUUUUAGGGAAAGAUUUCAUAGACUCUUUUCUAUCUUGUUGCGAAUUCGAUGAAAAAUCACACCAAUAA